GAGAAGAGAGAGAUCAGGCCAUCUCUCAUGGAUGCUUCGGCUGCGGUUCCUGCAUUGGAGAGGGUUGGGCUAGAUGACCCUCAGGAUCCCUCGCAACUCUAAUAAUAAUAAUAAUAAUAAUUUUUAUUUAUACCCCGCCCUCCCCAGCCAAGGCCGGGCUCAGGGCGGCUAACAAGCAAUAAUAAAAACAAGCUGAAUACAACUUAAAAACUAGAUUAAAAUACAACAUUAAAAUAUUGAAACGUUAAAAUAUUAAAAUGCAGCCUCAUCUCAGGAGGAGAAAGGAAAAAGAAAAAGUCCUAUGAUUCGGUAGUGGCAGUAAGGAGAUCAAGGGUUGUUCUUGGUGACUCUGCCUUAGCUUGAUGUUCACAGUUGAUUGGAUGGAUAAAUGGGUUUGGUGUUGUUGUUUUUCGAACUGAACACUUUAUAAAUUUGCCGCUGGGCUGGUUUGCCUUCAGACUACCUGCCUGCAGAGAAGCAGAGUGGCUUCCAGGUGAGGCCCGCAAGAGAAGGAAUGUGCCUCUUGCCCUUCCCUGAGGCCAGAUGAACCUUGUAUCGAUGGCAGCUGUGGUGGCAGUGGCAGAGCCGGAGCUGAAAUGGGUGUCCCUGUGGCUCCGUGUCCGCUGGGCGGCGGUGCUGGUGGUCCUGCUGGCUGCACUCCUCAUGUUGCUGCUCCCGUUGACGUCCGUGGAAGACCAGUACCAUGCCUUUUACAAGAGCUUGUCCUUGCUGAAGAGCAAGCUGGGAUUGGGUUACACAGGGAUCACCACGUACACAGGGCAGACGACGGACCUCAGCGUGACCUCAGGUGGAUUGCAGCUGCUGGUGUUGAAGCCCAAAGCCUCCCAAGAGGUCAGGUUAGAAGCCAGAGCAGCCCUGAACCAGGCGCUGGAGAUGAAGAGACAAGGUAAACGGGAGAAAGCCCAUAAGCUUUUCUUGCACGCCCUCAAGAUGGACCCCGAUUACGUUGAUGCCUUGACUGAGUUUGGCCUCUUCUCUGAAGAAGAGAAGGACAUAAUUCAGGCUGACUACUUGUAUUCCAAAGCCCUGACCAUUUCCCCCCGUAACGAGAAGGCUCUGAUCAAUCGCGACCGGACAUUGCCCCUCGUUGAAGAGAUUGACCAGAGGUACUUCAGCAUCAUUGACAGCAAAGUCCAAAAGGUCAUGUCCAUCCCGAAAGGCAGCUCCGCUCUCCGCAGGGUGAUGGAGGAGUCUUACUACCACCACAUCUACCACACGGUGGCCAUCGAAGGGAACACCUUGACGCUUUCUGAAAUACGGCACAUCAUCGAGACGCGCUACGCCGUUCCCGGCAAGAGUCUGGUGGAGCAGAACGAGGUCAUCGGCAUGCAUGCCGCCAUGAAGUACGUCAACACCACACUGGUGUCCAGAAUUGGGUCCGUGACCCUCACGGACAUCUUGGAGAUUCACAGGAGAGUGCUUGGCUACGUGGACCCAGUAGAGGCUGGGAGGUUUCGGACUACCCAGGUCUUUGUAGGGCACCACAUCCCCCCGCACCCUUGCGACGUCGAAAAGCAAGUGCUUGAGUUUGUACAGUGGAUCAACUCCGAAGACGCCAUGAGCCUGCACCCGGUUGAAUUUGCCGCCUUGGCCCAUUACAAACUGGUCUACAUCCACCCCUUCGUAGACGGCAACGGCAGGACUUCACGCCUCUUGAUGAACCUCAUUCUCAUGCAGGCGGGCUACCCGCCCAUCACCAUCCGCAAGGAGCAGCGGGCAGAGUACUACCAUGUCUUGGAAGUGGCCAACGAAGGUGACGUCAGGCCCUUCAUCCGUUUCAUUGCCAAAUGCACCGAGACCACUUUGGACAUGCUGCUCAUAGCCACAACUGAGUAUUCCGUGGGGUUGCCCGAAGCACAUGGCAGCACCACGGUUUGCAAGCAGACCAUCCCCGUCAAAACCCGAACAUGAAUGCCAGUGUAGGGGUCGUGACCCGCUUGGCAUUAUCAAACACAUGACUACUGGCACUUUCUUUUAAGCAUUUCAUCUAUUUAAAUAAGUUUUAAGUUAAAUCUGGGGGGGGGGGCAAGAAUAUUUCAAUAUUUAUUAUUCCCGAGAUAUAUGUAUUUUUUCAGUUUCACUGGCUUUAUUAUGGAGAGGGGAGCAGGGCAGCACCCUGAGGUGGAUUCAGCCAAAGACAUCUUUGCAAAUUGACAUCACUGUGUUUAAGGGAAACUGUUCUGCAAGGGACUUCUCAGCCAGCGCUCAUUGGACAAGAAAAACCUGUUGUUUGUUUGCCUAGGACAUUCUGGCUGAGGGGUCCCUUCCAACAAAGCAGUUCAGUUUGGCUUGAAGGCAUGGUGAUGCCCAAAUUCAGUGGCAGAGUCUGGGCUGUAUUUGACUGAAUCCACCCCAGGCUGCAUUUCAGAUCAGGGAGUGGCUAACCAGUGGUCUCUAGGUGUUGUUAGACUCCAACUCCCAUCAGCUCCAGCCAGGACAUCCCAUGGCCAGGAAUGAUGGGAGCUGUAGUUGAUCCAGUGCUGCAGAGCCACAGAUUAGCUACCUCUGCUUUUGACUGCAUAUUGCUUUACCCCCAUUUUUGUGUCAGUUUGUAUUCCAAACCUGGAACCCAACAUAUUUCCCUUUUACCCCGUAACUGGGGGACCUAAGUUGUUCCUUCUUCAUAACACAGGCUUGCCUAUUUAGCCUUCCCCCACCUUCAAAAAUAGGGGGGGGGGGGAGAUACAACACUCCUGUGAGACAUUUUGAUUGGGGCACUGAAAGGAUACCACAAGUAAUUCUGCUGGUGCUGGUGCUGGAGCCUGUUUGGAAAACACAACUUGAUGGUGCAGUAGGGAAAACUUGGGAUAUGUGGGGGAUAAGGAAGGUUUGCUGUUUAAAAGUUGGGUCCCCUGUGUACGUACAUGUACAUGUAUGUAAGAGCCCUGGUUUGGUACUGUUCACUUGUCCAGAGUUGAUUUCAUGGCCUGGCAUAUAUCCACUAUUUUUUUAAAAAAAGUAUCUAAAGAAAAUUUGAACAGAUAACAGAUCUGUUAUCACCCCUUUUUGAUAGCACUUUACAAAUUCACUUGACUUGCCAAUAAAGAAAUGGUGCUAAGCAUUGCACCCGAUUUGCGAAAGACAAA
Messenger RNA from Podarcis raffonei (Aeolian wall lizard), 3107 nucleotides. RefSeq names its product FIC domain protein adenylyltransferase (gene FICD). Lineage: Eukaryota; Metazoa; Chordata; Lepidosauria; Squamata; Lacertidae. The record is from RefSeq and is a predicted model, not a curated record. Bases 544 to 1932 code for a protein of 462 amino acids. Gene Ontology annotation, molecular function: protein binding. The transcript is spliced from 3 exons.